This is a messenger RNA of Lodderomyces pseudojiufengensis, 1116 nucleotides long. RefSeq lists its product as uncharacterized. Bases 1 to 1116 code for a protein of 371 amino acids. The transcript has a single exon. The record is from RefSeq and is a predicted model, not a curated record. NCBI's taxonomy places the organism in Eukaryota, Fungi, Ascomycota, Pichiomycetes, Serinales, Debaryomycetaceae.
AUGUCAGCUGAUAAGAGGCCAGCAACGGCUUUGCAUCGAGUUAUUGAAAAAGUAGUAUCAAUUUCAGGUUUUGGAGUUCCUUCAAAUCCUCAACCACAACCAAUUGAAUCAUUAACGGAUGAUAAAACAAAUAAAAUUUCAAGAAUAACAUCAUCAACAAUUCAUUCAAAAUUUUCAAAAUUAAUAAGAAGUAAUAAUAAAUCAAGAAAUUUCGAAAAGAAAUUAAUUAAUGAUAUUUAUUCAUGGAGUGAUACAAUACCAAAUCAAGAAUGUUCACAAAUAAUAAAAGAUUUUAAUCAAAUUUUUACAUUACAAUCAUUAACUAAUUUAGAAUUAAAUGAAAAAUUAGAAAAGAUUAAAAUAAGUCUUAAUUCAGUAAAUGAAAGAGAAAAGAAACAGAAACAAUUGUUAAAUAAUAAAUUUAAAACUGAAAAAAUUUUAAAAGAUAAUCAAACAAGAUAUGGUCCAAAAGCUUCUUCAACAACAUUAACUAAUGAAAAAUUAGAAAAUAUAGAAUGUAGUUUACAAGUUAUUGAACAACAAUUUUUAAGAUCAAUUUCAAAUGAUUUAAAAGAAAGUUUAAUUGAUUAUAUAAUCAUGUUAAAUAAAACAUCAAGAAAAUUACAAGAUUUUUCGGAUGAUUUAAUUCAACAUUUAAAUAAUUUGGAAGAAAGCAAUGCUAAUGGUGGUUCAAUGAUUGAAAAUGAAAUUGCAAGAAUUUCACCAAAUAAAUAUUCAAGAUAUGCAACAAAUGGUAAUAAUAAUGGAUUAAAACGUAAAAUUCCAAAUUUUUAUGAUGAUGAACAUCAUCAACAAUCACAACUGAAAGAUUCUGAACCUAUAAAAUUAAAAAAUUAUGAUUUACCAACUCCACAAUCAACUUGUGCAGAAUGUAAAAAGACACCAUGUAUACAUACUUAUCAAAAUCAACCUGAUUCAGGUAUUCAACCAUUAAGACCUCAACCGCCUCAACCAUUACCUUCACAACCUUUAAUGGGUUCAACUAUUACAAAAUCUAAUUCUCAAUCAAGAGAACAUUUUGGAUUUCAUGAUAAUCCUACAAAUAUUCAUGAACCAAUUAGAGCCCCUUCAAUGUAUAGUGAUCAUUGGAAUUGA